AUGCACAGUGAUAUACGUUCAAUCACUAGAAAGUUUCUCUCCAUUCUGUUGCUUUUUACGGUUUUUCAUGUUUCGUUCGCUGGUAAUAUCACCCCAAAAGCAUGCCUUACUGGAAAAAUAAUCCAGCCAGGUGCUACCGUCCAAUUCUACGAAUAUAUGCUUGAUGAUAUUGUAGAUAUCAAUAAUCCAGACUUUCCCAUCAGUGGUUAUAAGAAAUUUCCUUAUGUUGGUGAAAUCAAAGGUGUCACAAAUCUUAACUGGGAUUCCGGUUGGCCUGCAACUGUGCCCCCAUAUGGUUAUACGGGAGUGCCUAUCACACACUUUACGAUGGUGGCCACUGGUUACUUUGUUGCCCCAUUUACUGGUAUUUACACUAUGUCCCUAGAAGUGGACGAUUAUGCCGCUUUUUUCUUUGGUGCUGGUUCGGCCUUUGAUUGCUGUAACCGAACAUCAUCCUUCUCCGAUGCUAAUGAUCCUAUAUUCAGACUUACUUCGGGUGAAGGUGGUAGGUUAGGGGGAGGUGGUCAUAAGGUGUAUCUGGAGGCUGGGUAUUCCUAUCCAUUUAAAGCUGUUUAUACUAACGUGAAACAAAGAGGUAUCCUUAAAGUGGCUAUCCAUCUACCUGGUGGUAUGAUUGUCACUGAUUUCGGUGAUGCUAUAUACUCGUACGCGGAAGAUGAAGAGGAUCGGGAGGAGUUUUGUUCUGCACUUACCGUUAGUCAUCCUUAUACAACCAUUUUCAAUACUCAGUACGGUAUGACUGUUCAAGCUUAUAGACGAGAUUUGCCUACACCUAGCACUGUUACCACCAUCACUACGACAGAUUGGUUCAAUAAGGACGACGCGCAGGUAAACAUCAUUACAGUUAUUGACGAGCCAAUGCGAACAACAACUGUUACAUACUUGGGACUUCCAGUGGGUGGCGCUGCAAUGGCACAGGACAACUACCAGAAUAACGGUGUGACAUCUAUAAUGUGGGUCACGUUCUCGUAUGGUCCGUGGCCAGCCACAUUAUACACCACUACUACUGCAGAUGUCAAAGCUCGAACUACAACCACCUAUUAUACUAGAGUCACUAACUACAACAAUAAUUAUGAACGUACCGGAGAGUUUAAUGAGGCUGUCAUAGUGGUGAUUGAUCCACCACCAUCUACCACCUACACUACCACUUCUGCUCCAGUUUUUUUCCUAACAACCACUACUUACACCACUAUUACCACUGAUAGCAAUGGCUCUUCAUCUGAGGAAGUUGUUGUGGUAGUGAUCACCCCAGCUGUAGCCACCUCCUACACUACGACUACCGCAGAUGUCAAAGUUCCAAUUACAUCUACUUACACAACCACAGUUAUGGACAAUUUCGGUGCAUCUUCUCCAGAGGUUGUUGUGGUAGUGAUCACCCCGACUCCAUCCACCUCCUAUACUACUACUACUGCAGAUGUCACAGCUUUAACUACAACCACCUACACAACCACUGUCACUGAUAGCAAUGGCUCUUCCUCUCCAGAGGUUGUUGUGAAAGUGAUCACCCCAUCGCCAUCUACCUCCUACACCACUACUACUGCAGAUGUCACAGCUCCAACCACAACCACCUAUACUACAGCCGUUAACUACGAUGGCUUAUCUUCUCCAGAGGUUGUUGUUGUUGUGAUCACCCCAUCGCCAUCCACCUCCUACACUACUACUGCUGCAAGCAUUUCUGCCCCAACCACAACCACCUAUACUACUAUCGUCACUGACAGUAACGGUUCUUCAUCUCCAGAAGUUGUUGUUGUAGUGGCCACUCCAAUACCAAGUGCGGUCACAUCGUUCGUUGCAGGCAUGGUUGAUUCAACCACUGUUCUUUUCACCCUCACCUCCUACACCACCAACUCCAAGGGUAGCAGCACUCCAAUUGACAUAGUAAUUGUUGAGACUCCAAUGCCAACUGCUAUGAUCUCACAUGCUCCAACGAUGAUUGGAUCUGCCUCUGAUGACUCCACCACCAACCCCAGGGGUAGCAGCACUCCAAUGGACGAUGUAAGCGUUAAGACCCCAAUGGCAAGUGUAAUUACAUCAUUCGUUGCAGGUAUGAUUGAUUCGACUGAUGUUCUCUUCACCCUCACAUCUUACACUACGAACUCCAAGGGUAGCAGCACCCACAUUGACAUUGUGAUUGUAGAAACACCAAUGCCAACCGCUCUGAUCUCGCAUGCUCCAAGCAUGAUCACCUCCUAUGUUCCAGGCAUGGUUGGUUCUGCUUCUGUGCUAUCCACCUCCACCUUGUACACCACCAACUACAACGGCAGCAGCACCCACAUUGGUGUUGUGAUUGUUGAGACCCCAAUGCCAUCUGUGAUCACCUCCUAUGUUCCAGGCAUGGUUGGCUCUGCUUCUGUUCUAUCCACCUCCACCUUGUACACCACCAACUACAACGGCAGCAGCACCCACAUUGGUGUUGUGAUUGUUGAGACCCCAAUGCCAUCUGUGAUCACCUCCUAUGUUCCAGGCAUGGUUGGUUCUGCUUCUGUGCUAUCCACCUCCACCCUGUACACCACCAACUACAACGGCAGCAGCACUCAUAUUGGUGUUGUGAUUGUUGAAACCCCAAUGCCAAGUGUCAUUACUUCCUAUGUUCCAGGCAUGGUUGGUUCUGCUUCUGUGCUAUCCACCUCCACCCUGUACACCACCAACUACAACGGCAGCAGCACUCACAUUGGUGUUGUGAUUGUUGAGACCCCAAUGCCAAGUGUCAUUACUUCCUAUGUUCCAGGCAUGGUUGGUUCUGCUUCUGUGCUAUCCACCUCCACCCUGUACACCACCAACUACAACGGCAGCAGCACCCACAUUGGUGUUGUGAUUGUUGAGACCCCAAUGCCAUCUGUGAUCACCUCCUAUGUUCCAGGCAUGGUUGGUUCUGCUUCUGUGCUAUCCACCUCCACCUUGUACACCACCAACUACAACGGCAGCAGCACUCAUAUUGGUGUUGUGAUUGUUGAGACCCCAAUGCCAUCUGUGAUCACCUCCUAUGUUCCAGGCAUGGUUGGUUCUGCUUCUGUGCUAUCCACCUCCACCUUGUACACCACCAACUACAACGGCAGCAGCACCCACAUUGGUGUUGUGAUUGUUGAAACCCCAAUGCCAAGUGUCAUUACUUCCUAUGUUCCAGGCAUGGUUGGUUCUGCUUCUGUGCUAUCCACCUCCACCCUGUACACCACCAACUACAACAGCAGCAGCACUCAUAUUGGUGUUGUGAUUGUUGAGACCCCAAUGCCAAGUGUCAUUACUUCCUAUGUUCCAGGCAUGGUUGGUUCUGCUUCUGUGCUAUCCACCUCCACCCUGUACACUACCAACUACAAUGGCAGCAGCACUCAUAUUGGUGUUGUGAUUGUUGAAACCCCAAUGCCAAGUGUCAUUACUUCCUAUGUUCCAGGCAUGGUUGGCUCUGCUUCUGUUCUAUCCACCUCCACCCUGUACACCACCAACUACAACGGCAGCAGCACUCAUAUUGGUGUUGUGAUUGUUGAGACCCCAAUGCCAAGUGUCAUUACUUCCUAUGUUCCAGGCAUGGUUGGUUCUUCUUCUAUUAAGUCCACCUCCACCUUGUACACCACCAACUACAACGGUAGCAGCACUCAUAUUGGUGUUGUGAUUGUUGAGACCCCAAUGCCAAGUGUCAUUACUUCCUAUGUUCCAGGCAUGGUUGGCUCUGCUUCUGUUCUAUCCACCUCCACCCUGUACACCACCAACUACAACGGCAGCAGCACUCACAUUGGUGUUGUGAUUGUUGAGACCCCAAUGCCAUCUGUGAUCACCUCCUAUGUUCCAGGCAUGGUUGGUUCUGCUUCUGUGCUAUCCACCUCCACCCUGUACACCACCAACUACAACGGCAGCAGCACUCAUAUUGGUGUUGUGAUUGUUGAGACCCCAAUGCCAAGUGUCAUUACUUCCUAUGUUCCAGGCAUGGUUGGUUCUGCUUCUGUGCUAUCCACCUCCACCCUGUACACCACCAACUACAACGGCAGCAGCACUCACAUCGGUGUUGUGAUUGUUGAGACCCCAAUGCCAAGUGUCAUUACUUCCUAUGUUCCAGGCAUGGUUGGUUCUGCUUCUGUGCUAUCCACCUCCACCCUGUACACCACCAACUACAACGGCAGCAGCACCCACAUUGGUGUUGUGAUUGUUGAAACCCCAAUGCCAUCUGUGAUCACCUCCUAUGUUCCAGGCAUGGUUGGUUCUGCUUCUGUGCUAUCCACCUCCACCCUGUACACCACCAACUACAACGGCAGCAGCACUCAUAUUGGUGUUGUGAUUGUUGAAACCCCAAUGCCAUCUGUGAUCACCUCCUAUGUUCCAGGCAUGGUUGGUUCUGCUUCUGUGUUAUCCACCUCCACCCUGUACACCACCAACUACAACGGCAGCAGCACCCACAUUGGUGUUGUGAUUGUUGAGACCCCAAUGCCAAGUGUCAUUACUUCCUAUGUUCCAGGCAUGGUUGGUUCUGCUUCUGUUCUAUCCACCUCCACCCUGUACACCACCAACUACAACGGCAGCAGCACUCACAUCGGUGUUGUGAUUGUUGAGACCCCAAUGCCAAGUGUCAUUACUUCCUAUGUUCCAGGCAUGGUUGGUUCUGCUUCUGUUCUAUCCACCUCCACCCUGUACACCACCAACUACAACGGCAGCAGCACCCACAUUGGUGUUGUGAUUGUUGAGACCCCAAUGCCAAGUGUCAUUACUUCCUAUGUUCCAGGCAUGGUUGGUUCUGCUUCUGUGCUAUCCACCUCCACCCUGUACACCACCAACUACAACGGCAGCAGCACCCACAUUGGUGUUGUGAUUGUUGAGACCCCAAUGCCAUCUGUGAUCACCUCCUAUGUUCCAGGCAUGGUUGGUUCUGCUUCUGUGCUAUCCACCUCCACCUUGUACACCACCAACUACAACGGCAGCAGCACUCAUAUUGGUGUUGUGAUUGUUGAAACCCCAAUGCCAAGUGUCAUUACUUCCUAUGUUCCAGGCAUGGUUGGUUCUGCUUCUGUUCUAUCCACCUCCACCCUGUACACCACCAACUACAACGGCAGCAGCACUCACAUUGGUGUUGUGAUUGUUGAGACCCCAAUGCCAUCUGUGAUCACCUCCUAUGUUCCAGGCAUGGUUGGUUCUGCUUCUGUUCUAUCCACCUCCACCCUGUACACCACCAACUACAACGGCAGCAGCACCCACAUUGGUGUUGUGAUUGUUGAGACCCCAAUGCCAAGUGUCAUUACUUCCUAUGUUCCAGGCAUGGUUGGUUCUGCUUCUGUUCUAUCCACCUCCACCCUGUACACCACCAACUACAACGGCAGCAGCACCCACAUUGGUGUUGUGAUUGUUGAGACCCCAAUGCCAUCUGUGAUCACCUCCUAUGUUCCAGGCAUGGUUGGUUCUGCUUCUGUUCUAUCCACCUCCACCCUGUACACCACCAACUACAACGGCAGCAGCACCCACAUUGGUGUUGUGAUUGUUGAGACCCCAAUGCCAAGUGUCAUUACUUCCUAUGUUCCAGGCAUGGUUGGUUCUGCUUCUGUUCUAUCCACCUCCACCCUGUACACCACCAACUACAACGGCAGCAGCACCCACAUUGGUGUUGUGAUUGUUGAGACCCCAAUGCCAUCUGUGAUCACCUCCUAUGUUCCAGGCAUGGUUGGUUCUGCUUCUGUGCUAUCCACCUCCACCCUGUACACCACCAACUACAACGGCAGCAGCACUCAUAUUGGUGUUGUGAUUGUUGAGACCCCAAUGCCAAGUGUCAUUACUUCCUAUGUUCCAGGCAUGGUUGGUUCUGCUUCUGUGCUAUCCACCUCCACCCUGUACACCACCAACUACAACGGCAGCAGCACUCACAUCGGUGUUGUGAUUGUUGAGACCCCAAUGCCAAGUGUCAUUACUUCCUAUGUUCCAGGCAUGGUUGGUUCUGCUUCUGUGCUAUCCACCUCCACCCUGUACACCACCAACUACAACGGCAGCAGCACUCACAUCGGUGUUGUGAUUGUUGAGACCCCAAUGCCAAGUGUCAUUACUUCCUAUGUUCCAGGCAUGGUUGGUUCUGCUUCUGUGCUAUCCACCUCCACCCUGUACACCACCAACUACAACGGCAGCAGCACCCACAUUGGUGUUGUGAUUGUUGAAACCCCAAUGCCAAGUGUCAUUACUUCCUAUGUUCCAGGCAUGGUUGGUUCUGCUUCUGUUGCUAUCCACCUCCACCUUGUACACCACCAACUACAACGGUAG
Molecule: messenger RNA, 6246 nt
Organism: Arxiozyma heterogenica
Lineage: Eukaryota; Fungi; Ascomycota; Saccharomycetes; Saccharomycetales; Saccharomycetaceae
Exons: 1
Coding region: 1-6246 (2081 amino acids)
Source: RefSeq, a predicted model, not a curated record